AAUUCCAAUUUUAAUGCUCUCUCGAAUAGGGGAAACAUACUACCAAUGUAAUUCGAUAUGUGAAUGAUAGAUAAUCAGUAGCUCCAACAAUAACGAACAUAUCGAAGUUUCCACAUCAGUCAAGCAAAGUCGAAGGCGACGAUAACUGAACAAGCGGAAGACCACGAUUGCCUUCCUCCUCACUCCCCCUUCUCUUCUCUCCCCCUUGGAGGAAUAAUAGCUCUCCCCCAACUCCAUUCGUCUUUGACCUCCUGCCGAGGAGGAGGCUUAAAUGAACUAUCCUCUGGGAACUGCUGUUGUUACUCCGACUUUGUCCACUCCAGAUUCUUCCUCCGCCCCUGAAAUCUCCACUUCUCCUCCACUCGACUGAUUCCCAUUUCCCUCUUCGUCGUCACCUACUUGUAACUACUCCUCCUCCUCCUCAUCCCCCUCCUCUCCUCUCCUCAUUCUCCUUAUACGCCUCACCAAUUAGCCAACACUUCUUCCCCAUCAGAAGUCCCCUCCUCUUCCACCAUGGUCAUUGCCAAGCCUUACGGUAAUAUCGAAUCAAAAGUCUCAUCCUCCUCUUCUCCUUCCACACCUUCCUCCUCUUCACUCCCAUCAUUUUCCCCUUCUGCCUUCUUCCCUCCCUCGAAACUCCACUCACGGACGUUGCUGCCGCCUUCCAUUUUCGAAAAAGAAAGAAGAACGAGAAUUUCUACGAGAGUUCUACAGAUCCUUCUGUUCGUCGUUUUCUGUUCGGAAGUCUGCGAUGGAAGUAAGCCGAAAAUCCCACGAACUCGACUGUCUUUGGAGGACAUUCUGCCAGAGAACCGGUCGACGUAUGACAAGAUGGUUCCUCCCAAAGUCGACGGGGAGCCAACCAAAGUCUUCUUCCAUGUGACAGUGAUGAGCAUCGAUUCUGUGAACGAGAAUUCAAUGAGUUAUGGAAAUGAUUUGGACAUCUAUUCUGAGAACACCGUGAGCAGCUUAAAUCUUCAGACUGGAAUGUAUUCAGGGACCUUUGCAACAGACAUAUUUUUCGCCCAGACUUGGAAAGACCACAGACUCCGCCUGCCAGCGAAUAUGACCAAGGAAUACAGACUUUUAGAUCUGGACUGGCUCGACGAGAUUUGGCGCCCGGACAGCUUCUUCAAGAACGCCAAAGAGGUCAACUUUCAGACGAUGACUAUUCCGAACCACUACAUGUGGCUUUAUCAAGACUUUACUAUCCUGUACAUGGUGAAAUUGACGUUAACUCUCUCCUGCGCAAUGAACUUCGCCAUUUACCCACACGACACCCAGGAGUGCAACAUGCAGAUGGAGAGCUUAUCUCACACCACCGACGACCUGGUGUUCGUCUGGGACCCUCAAAUCCCGUUAGUGGUUGACGAAGGGAUCGAACUUCCCCAGCAGAUGAUUCUGAGCAACACGACGGCUGAGUGUACUCAAGUCUAUUCGACAGGUAACUUCACGUGCCUGGAAGUGGUGUUCAAACUGAAGCGGCGCCUGGGACACUUCCUCUUCCACACGUACCUUCCGACCUGCCUCAUCGUUAUCAUGUCGUGGGUAUCAUUCUGGAUACGUCCGGAGAUUGCACCCGCCCGCGUUACACUCGGAGUGACGUCCCUCCUGACGCUAUCAACGCAGCACGCCAAGUCCCAGGCAGCGCUACCGCCCGUAACGUACAUGAAAGCCAUUGACGUUUUCAUGUCUUCCUGUACUGUGUUUGUGUUCAUGGCGCUGAUGGAAUACGCCGUUGUGAGCAUCCUCCUCGACGAUGAAAACACCAAGAAGAAACAAAAGCGCUUGAAGAUACCGCCUCCCCCUCCCCCACCGAAUCUCAGCGCCCUGAAAUGCGACAGCGCUUUCCUCAAGGAAAUGGGAGGACGCAUCCCCGAGAAUAUCCUGAGAUUCCCAAGUGAUCCCUCCUCCAACCAAGCCUACGCCAAAAACCUGGAAGCUAAGGCCCGCAGAGCCCGAGCCUUGAUGAUGGACCGCGGUUCCCGCUACAUUUUCCCAAUUUCCUUCACUGUCUUGAACUGCAUCUAUUGGAUUACAUUUUGGCAGUAUCUGUAAAGGAUCUUCCUCGAAUUCAGCGGGAUGUCUUUUGAGAAUAACACAGGAGCCCUGUACUUAAUACUGAAAAUACUCUUUAGUGUUUAAAAUUUUGAGAUAUGUUUCAGUUGCUGAUUUUUUUCUUAUUUUAAUUCGGGCUGAAAAUCUUAAUUUUUUUUUUCUUCAAUUCUCUUAGAUCCUUUCAAUCGGAUACCAACGAACUUGUUUAUUUAUUGCUUAGAGAUGUAUAACUCUCAUAAAUGCAGCAAGUUGUAUAACAAAUAAUAAAAUUUUAAUGUCU
This is a messenger RNA of Macrobrachium nipponense, 2338 nucleotides long. Its product is annotated as glycine receptor subunit alpha-2-like. Gene Ontology annotation, biological process: regulation of membrane potential; signal transduction; chemical synaptic transmission. Gene Ontology annotation, cellular component: plasma membrane; neuron projection; synapse. The record is from RefSeq and is a predicted model, not a curated record. Lineage: Eukaryota; Metazoa; Arthropoda; Malacostraca; Decapoda; Palaemonidae. The transcript has 12 exons. Gene Ontology annotation, molecular function: excitatory extracellular ligand-gated monoatomic ion channel activity; transmitter-gated monoatomic ion channel activity involved in regulation of postsynaptic membrane potential; transmembrane signaling receptor activity. Bases 514 to 2058 code for a protein of 514 amino acids.